This is a messenger RNA of Candida tropicalis MYA-3404, 471 nucleotides long. It is a transcript of the gene COX5, whose product is annotated as cytochrome c oxidase subunit Va. The transcript has a single exon. Lineage: Eukaryota; Fungi; Ascomycota; Pichiomycetes; Serinales; Debaryomycetaceae. Gene Ontology annotation, biological process: mitochondrial electron transport, cytochrome c to oxygen. Bases 1 to 471 code for a protein of 156 amino acids. The record is from RefSeq and is a predicted model, not a curated record.
AUGUUUAUGAAAUCUUUGCAAAGAGCUGCAGUUAGAUCUAACACUGCCAUCAGAUUCAACAGUACUGUUGCCAAAACUGCCCCAAGAUCUUUAUCCAAUGCCUACAUUGGUAACUUGGAAGCCAGAUGGAGCAAAUUACCAGAAAAAGAUCAACAAAACUUAAUAGAAGAAUUGAAAACUAGAAUGGAAUUACCAUGGCAAGAAUUGACUCCAGCUGAAAAGAAAGCUGCUUAUUAUAUUUCUUUUGGUGAAUGGGGUCCAAGAACUCCAUUGUAUCUUCCAGGUGAAAGAGCUAAAGUUUUCUGGUUAACUUUUGGUACCGUUAUUGCUUCUAUUGUUUUAUUCGUUGGUAUUAGACAAUUAGCUGGUCCAAAACCACACACCAUGACUAGAGAAUGGCAAGAACAAUCCGAUGAAUACUUGAAAUCUAAGAAUGCUAAUCCAUUCACUGGUUACUCUCAAGUUCAAUAA